Messenger RNA from Saccoglossus kowalevskii, 1419 nucleotides. RefSeq names its product E3 ubiquitin-protein ligase TRIM71-like. The record is from RefSeq and is a predicted model, not a curated record. NCBI's taxonomy places the organism in Eukaryota, Metazoa, Hemichordata, Enteropneusta, Harrimaniidae. Gene Ontology annotation, molecular function: zinc ion binding; protein binding.
AUGGCUAUGGCUGCAUUCAACAAGUCUCUCCUAGACGAAGUUACUGAGGAUUUCCUCAGCUGUUCCAUCUGUUUGGAGAUCUACAAGAAUCCUAAAGUUCUACCAUGUCUUCAUACAUACUGUCAGCAAUGUUUGGUAACUUUUAAGGUGAAAUCUGGGGGUGUUUUGAAGUGUGCAACAUGUAGAAUUCAGUGUGACUCACCCAUCGAGGAACUGAAGUCUAAUUUCUUUUUAACAAGCCUACUUGACACAUUCCAGAGACAGAGGCAGCUGAGUACUGACCAUCCACCAGUGUGUGAAACAUGUCAGAGAGACAGCAACUCACAGUGUGUAGAUUGUCCUCUGUUUGCUGUGAUGUAUGUGUUACUAUCCAUGACCGCAUUCCAGCCCCUCCGUUCUCAUGAAGUGCUACAAUUGACAAGUACAGAGGAGAUACAAUCUAGGGGUCAUCUAAAGGUACAGUCCAAAGUUUUCUGCAGUGUACAUAAAGAAAGCCAGCUGAAAUUUUACUGUGACACUUGUCAAGUACCUGUAUGUGUUGAGUGCACCAUAGUUGAACACAGAGUUCCUGAACACGUACAUAGAAACUUACAGGAGGUAGCAGAUGAGUAUAAAACACAACUGAAGGAAAUGUUAGGACAGUUAAAAGUGAAAGAGAAGCAAGUGAAAGAAGAAAAAGCAGCAGCUGAAUUUACAAGAGAAGAAAUCAGAAACCAGUGUGAGGCAGAGAAAGAGAAAGUUAAGAGAAGGGCAAAGGAAGUGAUAGAGAGAGUGAAGAGAGAAGAAAAGAUGCUGAUAGAUACCUUGGAUGAAAGUGCUAGGAUCGAACUGAAAGAUGCAGCAAUGAACAUUGAUGAGAGAGAAUUUCACCAUAUCGACAUAGUCAGCACACAUCAUUAUCUAGAAACACUGGUGCAUCAUGGGAAUGCUGUACAUCUACUAUCUACCAAGCCAGAAACUACAAAGCGCAUAAAAGAGAUGGUUGCUAUGGAAACAAUACCACCAAUCAGUCAUGAUAUCAUUGAGUUCCAGUCCAGUAGUGACUUUGCUGCACAUGCAUUGAUAGGAGGGAUCAAAUCUGAUGUCUGUCCAUCCAAAUGUACAGUUGAAAACAUUCCAGAACAACUUGUGAAAGGUGUACCUGUCAAACUGCUCAUCACAACCAGAGAUUCCAAAGGAAAACAAAUCAUUCCCCGACAAGCUGUCCUGGUGAGUGCCCCUGGUGCAUCAUGGAAAAACAUUAUAGACAAUAAAAAUGGGACUUUUCAUGUGAUGAUAACAGGAAAAAUGGAAGGAAAACAGCAAGUUGCCAUGAUGAUUGGUAACCAACAUAUACCAGGAUCACCAUUCCAUAUUCCAGUUAUCACACGAUUAGUACAGACAGUGGGAAACGCAGGAAGUGGGAAUAACCAUAAAUAA